This is a messenger RNA of Magallana angulata, 1947 nucleotides long. RefSeq lists its product as uncharacterized. The record is from RefSeq and is a predicted model, not a curated record. Lineage: Eukaryota; Metazoa; Mollusca; Bivalvia; Ostreida; Ostreidae. The transcript is spliced from 4 exons. Bases 132 to 1250 code for a protein of 372 amino acids.
UAUUCAUAUCUUCCGGGUGAUGAAAGUAGGAAGUUAUAAUAAUUAAACCAUUCCCUUUUCAUGGAAGAAUAUAUUUAUACGGAAAUGAAAUCCAUUUGGGAAAAUAUAUUUUAAUCAAGGAAAUAACUAAAAUGGAUGAUUUUUUACCAACGAAACUGCAUAAUUUCUGGAGAUGUAAAAACAAAUGUCUCAUUCUAUUAAUUAUAUCCUUAAAUGCAGAAACGACAAGUAAAGGAUCCUGUGUAAACGAACGGGGCGAAUGCUGCACCAACUUCCAUCUAAUCAACGGAACAUGCGCUGCAUGUCCUCCUGGAACUUACGGAGAUAAUUGUUCCACCGCAUGCCCAAAUCAACAUUAUGGAGAAAACUGUGGUCUCAAAUGUAAUUGUGGGCCUGAUGAAGAGUGUCACACUUUACACGGCUGUAGAAGUAUUACCACAACACCCACCAGCCAAACAACAACUAAAUCAAACAUCGACGAGGAGAAAACUUCAUUAUCCACCACUGAAGUGUCAGAUACUUUUUUACAGAGUUCAGCUCAAGCUAAUAUAGAAAAAAUAACAAAGGGUAAUACCAAAUUUACACCCAAAGUAAGUAUCUUAUCCACCACGACUGGGACCGGACCUACCCUCGGGGGUGGAGACUCUAGUACCACCCGUGUUAUCAUUAUUACAGGGUCAGUGUUAUCUUUGUUCUUAAUCAUAAUAAUAGUCAACCAGAUUCACGAGAAAUUGAAAAAGCGUCGGACAGAAAAAGUUUACAGUAAUCGUAAUCAGGGUUCAUCAAACAUGAUAGAGGAAGAAACGUAUGUCGAUAUCAACGAGUCUGGCAUGCUGGGAUAUACUUCCAGAUACGACAAAAUUAAGUCUCAGUCUUCAGUUGUUCAACGUAGUAAAGGAGAUAGUGGUACUUUAAAAAUUGAAGCAAAUGUUUUGCCACCGAUACUUCCAUCUCGAAUGGACAACGAUACAAAUUCUGAUUCAAGUCAAGUAAUUACUGAACAUCACACAGAGUAUUUAGAUGUCGUACAUCAAGGACCAACUGGGAACCCAGACAAUGCCUACGUGGACCCAGUGACCAGCAAAAAGAACAAUGCCUAUACAGAGGUGGUAGGUACACCGCCAGAUGAUCAAGUGCAUGGGGAACAUGCAGACAACAAUUCAAGAGGGGCAUAUCAGGAAAUUGAUGAAGAGGUAUUUGAUGAAGGACAUAGCAUACAUAGAGAUGGUUAUCUUCAAGUAGUUCAUUAGUGAAUAUUUUGUAUGUAUUCUACAAUGCAAAUGAGGCACAAUUUUAAGAUUUAUGAUAAUGUUUAAAUCGCAGAACCAUACACAAACACACAUAGAUUCCUGAAUGGUACAAAACAGUAGUAUAUGUAUAUCAUAUGUAGUUGCAAUAAAUUAUAUUUACUUACAAACUCUAACUCUAAGUAUAGUUUGAUUAAGACAUUUUUUCAAUAACUAGAACUAAUGGUACUGUGGAUUCAUUAUUGUUCGUGGGGGGAGCAGUGUACGUUCCUUUCAUGGGUAACCCUUGCCCACGAAUUUUUAUCCCCACGAACCUAUACGCAAUUAUUUGUUUAAUAUUUAGUGAAAUUAUUGCGAUCACACUACCAACGAAAUUACGUCCCCACGGACCGGGAAAAUUUUGACUACCCACAAUCAUAAAAAUGAGUCUACAGUAUAGUGUAAUGUAAACCACGAAACAUGAGUAAAAAGUCUUUUUGUAAAGUUUUUUGAGAUGGCAGCAGGUUUAGCGGUGAUUCAUGUGAUGAUUAUGUCAUUUAAAGUACGAACUGUCUUUUUGAUUUUUAUGCAGUUGGUCGAUCAUUAUUGGGUUUAUUUCUCAUAUAAACAGUAACUGGGGUGUUUACUUUUUAUCUCUUUUUUGAUAACUAUUUACUAAAUUUGUUUUUUUUUUCAGGUGUUUCUAUGUCUUUCUUGUGUG